Messenger RNA from Ostertagia ostertagi, 966 nucleotides. Lineage: Eukaryota; Metazoa; Nematoda; Chromadorea; Rhabditida; Trichostrongylidae. The record is from the annotation of a GenBank genome assembly.
AUGGGACCCAGCUCCUUCGGUGAAGUCUACAAAGGCGUCGACGGACGAACAUCUCAGGUGUUCCAGCGAGUUCGUCAUGAAGAGUCUGAGGCCGAAGUUGAUGAAGAAGUAGAUGUGUUGAUGUCGUCUGAUAUAGUGUCAGCCCAGCAUAGUAUGAUUGUCGUAGCAUACGUUCUAUUCCAGGAGCGAAUUGGUGACUAUAAUGUCAAUUUCUAUCUGGUGGAAGGAAUGAGACGGGUAUCGCGGAAGAGGCGGGAGCAUCUUACUGCAGACGACAUCAAGAAAAACAACUCCUUCAUGCAGUCGUUGGCAAGUGGUGCUGCGGUUGGUGAUGAGGAUUUCAAGGCGAUGUUUUUAGUAACGGAAAUGUUGCGGAAAUUGAAAGCUCAGUCUCGUAUGGGGAUGACAAGCCGUAAAGCGCAUCUGAUCAAAAUGUUAGGGGAUAUUGGCGAUUUUUACCUCGAACUAAAGUGGGACUUCCAAAGUUGGAUUCCUUUGCUUUCACGAAUGCUCCCAUCUGAUGUGUGUAAAAUAUAUAAGAAGUGUACUCAGCUGCGUAUGGACACAACACUGGCGGAUUUCAAUGAACGUCGAUGGGAGCGAGGCGAUAUUUCUUUUGUUUUCAACGCGAAGGCCAAAUACGAGAGCGAUGAGUUGAUCAUAAUGGAUAACAAUGCGAAGGUGUUCCAGCGAGUUCGUCAUGAAGAGUCUGAGGCCGAAGUUGAUGAAGAAGUAGAUGUGUUGAUGUCGUCUGAUAUAGUGUCAGCCCAGGUGGGGUUGGAGGAGGCCGUCUCGGUGCAAGGUAAUGAUGAAAUGAUUACUUUGGCUCCUUGCGAGUUGGAAUUGGAACCGGCCCCUGAAGAAGACGUCGAAAUGAUGGAGGACUCUGAAACUGUAGAUGAUGCGGCAUCCACUGAGGAUGAUCAGGUUCUCUAUUGUAGUAUAUCCCUGUUGCAGUUUUUAUGA